Molecule: messenger RNA, 3506 nt
Organism: Xenopus laevis (African clawed frog)
Lineage: Eukaryota; Metazoa; Chordata; Amphibia; Anura; Pipidae
Product: toll-like receptor 13
Exons: 1
Coding region: 18-2708 (896 amino acids)
Source: RefSeq, a predicted model, not a curated record
AGAAAUAUGGAUACAUAAUGUUCAAUUGCUUGCAUGACUAUGAAGCAAAUUUUACUCUUGCGACAUAUUGUGAAUUGAAAUAUGGCAAGAGUGAUCUGCAUCAGUUGUUAGUGGAAGUUCCAGUAGCAACAGAUUGGCUGUGUCUUUCUCUCUAUAACAUCACUGUUAAAACAGAAAUAUUUUCUCGGCUAACAAACCUGAGAGCUUUAUAUGUAUAUGGUAAAUUUGUGCUACAACCAGGAAGUUUUAUAAACCUUCCACAACUCUCUGCUCUCUGGAUUGAACUCUGGGUUGCGCCGACGAGUGAAUUCUCUGUUGGCAAUGUUGAUUUAAAAGGACUAAGCACUAUCAAGCAUCUCAGGUUAAGCGGGAUUGGCCUCUCAGCUUUCAAUAAGACAAGAUUUGAGGAUCUGCACCAACUUGAUGAUCUUGCUUUGGAAAAUAAUGAUAUAAGAUCAUUUUCAUCUGUUACUAAAAAACUGACCAACUUAACCAGCUUAAAAACGCUAUCCAUAAUUGAAAGCAUUGCAGAGCUUUCAGCUGAAGAUUGUCUUCCCGGUGAAUUCUUUAGUAUUAUUAGUUUGAAUGUCAAUCCCAUACUAAGUUUUGAAAACAAUUCAUUAUGCAACUUUCCACAACUGACUUCUUUUAAAGCCACUGUUAAUGACAUUGAAACUGUUUUCCGUUCUGGUCUUAAAAAAGUUGACAGCAUUUCAUUUCCAUAUUCUCAGUUAUCAAAUUUUCAGAUCUGUUUCUACGUGGCCUUCUUUAAAGUCAUGGAACUAAACAUGUCCAAUAACUAUAUUAAAUAUAUUGAAACAUCCAACGGCUCCUGCAUAACUCUAAGGAUUUUGGAUCUAUCAUUUAAUGAGAUACAAAAGGUGUCUUUUAAGCAGAUGGAAGACUUAAAGACAGUAAUGGAUCUCAACCUGUCUUAUAACCAAAUCAAAGUGCUGAACGUUUGCUCUUAUGAUAAUUCCUCUUACGUCAAAAUGGAUCUCCUGUCUCUAAACGCAUCCUCUAAUGAUUUAACACGAUUGAGGCAGCGUCAGUUUGCAUGUCUAAAAAACUUAAGGAAGCUGAAUUUGGAUCACAACUACAUUCAUACCAUUGAAAACUGUGCAUUUUGUGGUUUGGAGAACCUGGAGGUCCUGAAUCUGGAAUAUAAUAAGAUGCAUGAAAUUGGGGACGACGAUUUCAAAAACCUGUUUUGGUUAAAGCAGUUGAACUUGAAAGAAAAUGAAUUGAAUGAACUUGAUUACUGGGCAUUUCAGGAUUUACUGCAACUUGAAGAAAUCAGUUUGACGUUUGCAGAUGAUGUAAAAGAAAUGUCGUGGACUCGAUACAUUGCUAACACUUUAAAAAAGCUUUCUUUAAAAGCAAAUGGAAACUACGUUAUGUUGGCAUCAUCUGAUGUUACUCAGUUGCAGCAAUUAGAAUAUUUAGAGUUAGAAGCAGAUAUGAUGAGCAUUGAUGAUUGCUUUUCCUUUCCAUUUUCAAGGAUAAGAGAACUCCGAUUAUCAAACACUUGUGAGUUCAUGUGUCUUGACCCAAUGGUGCAAGCUUUGGAGAAGUUUAUAAAUGUAGAGAGUUUAUAUAUCAAUGCAAAUUUUAAGCAAUAUUCAAAGGUUAAUAUGCUCAAUUCUACUUUAAAGAAUUUAGCUAAGCUGGAGUUUUUCAUACUAGAAAGCACAGAAAAUGCAGUAACCAGUUCACUAGUUAAUGCCAAUGAAUUCUUCUGCGGCUUAAUCAAUUUAAAGACUUUAUAUCUGAAAAGUUCAGGAAUUGAGGACUUCAGCUCAGAAGUUAUGUUUCAAGAUUUAAAAUCAUUGACAGUUUUAAUCAUAGAAGAUCAAAAUAUAAAAGAGCUUAAAGAAAAUGUGUUUUCUCCUAUGCAUGAGCUCAAAUACAUUUUUAUGCCUGAGUCAAGUUUUUCUUGCAGUUGCAAACUCUCUUGGAUAAAUCAGUGGCUGGCCUUUAACAAACAAAUUUCUUUUAUUGACUACAACAGAAAGACUUGUUCUGUAAAAGAACAAAGCCAGUAUUAUAAUCUGGUAGACUUUACAAAUGAACAUUGCAAUGAAGGAGUAGAAUUUAUUAUUUUCAUUGGUUCAUCAGUCACCAUAUCAAUAUUUAUAAUCAUCUCUUUAUUACAGGAAAGUAUAUGGUGGUAUAUGCAGUAUAUGUUCUAUACAACUAAAUGCUGGCUGUAUCACAGGAGAAAAACGAGGGUUAGAGAGGAAUAUCAGUAUGAUGUGUUUGUGUCCUACAAUUCUCAUGAUGAGCAAUGGGUUAUAGAGCAGUUUCUUCCAAACCUGGAGGAACAUGGCCCUCCUUUCUUUAAAGUGUGUAUCCACAACCGUGACUUUGAAAUUGGCAGGGACAUUGUAGACAACAUAGUGGACUGUAUAUAUAAAAGCAGAUGGACAAUCUGCCUUAUCAGUCACAGUUACCUUCAAAGUAGCUGGUGCUCUGUAGAAAUGCGAAUGGCAAUUUACAGGCUGGUAGCAGAGAGCAAGGAUUCCCUAAUAAUUAUAUUUCUUCAUAAUAUCUCUAGAGAAAAGUUGCACUAUCAUCACAAACUGACUAAGUUAAUGCAAGAGAAAACCUAUCUGAGCUGGCCAGAUGAUGCCAAAAGUCAGCAGCUGUUUUGGGCAAGAUUGCGGAAAGUCAUUGGAGGAGAAGUUGAAAGAGACCAUAAUCUCUAAUAACAUUGUACAUUGUGUACAGUUUUAUGUACCCCAUUUAAAAAACAAGAUUUGCUUUCAGAUGUUUUUUCUGUAACCAUAAACCCAGCGCUUUCCUCUCUACGCUGCCUGCUGCUUUUUAAGUUAAUCCAUACAGUUAUAGUGCAUAGAGAAAUGUAAAUCCAUAAAGCUGUAGUUCAUAAAGACAUGCUGAACUUCAAUCGACAAAAACAAUGUGGCUGCUUUUACCCAUAUGGACUAUAUAACAGCAGAUAUACAUAAAAGGUAUAUUUUGUGAACACAGUGAGUUAUGCACUCAUAUUUUAUAUAACCUUUAAAGAGGAAGAAAGAACAUACACUUUAUAUAUGUUAAUGAUAAAGCAUAAAGUUGGCCAUAGACGUGUAUCCAGUGAGCGAUCGGAUCAUCACAAUCUUCUGACCUGUCGCUAACCAUUCAGAUUAAAUAAAGUAGCAUAAGACGAAAUCAGAUGAUAUUCUGGCCAUGAAAUGACGGCAAUCGUACAUAAGUUAUCUCCAACAAAUAGUAGUGACAGUCACCAAUUGAUAUUGUCAAUGCAUGCAUAGAAAUUAUUAAAAGUCAACAGAAAUAUUUUAAAUUGUCCAAUCAACUAAACGACCGAUCACCACAGAAUGAAGAUGAUCCACAAAACAGUCCGAAAAUCUUACAAAGCUUCAAUUGGUGCAACUUUAUCUUUGCGUCUAUGGCCAGCUUUAGGAUGUAUAAUACACACAUAGCUGGCAUCUAUAUCAUGCAAAUUUAUCAGAAGGCUCUUUUAGGGGCACAUUUACAAAGCUCGA